Xenopus laevis (African clawed frog) is the source of this 4344-nucleotide messenger RNA. It is a transcript of the gene wdr59.L, whose product is annotated as WD repeat domain 59 L homeolog. NCBI's taxonomy places the organism in Eukaryota, Metazoa, Chordata, Amphibia, Anura, Pipidae. Gene Ontology annotation, cellular component: Seh1-associated complex; vacuolar membrane. Gene Ontology annotation, biological process: cellular response to amino acid starvation; positive regulation of TORC1 signaling. Gene Ontology annotation, molecular function: signaling adaptor activity. The transcript has 27 exons. The coding region runs from base 85 to 3042 and encodes 985 amino acids. The record is from RefSeq and is a predicted model, not a curated record.
GCGUUAAGGUGUUGCUCGGUGACAAGGACGUCAUGAUGUCAGACGUUGUUGUUGUUAGUGCGGCCGCCUGGUAAGUAGGGAAAGAUGGCGGCUCACUGGAGCAGCGAGAACGUGGUGGUAGAGUUUCGGGACUCGCAGGCAACUGCUAUGUCAGUGGACUGCCAUGGACAGCUUGCUGUACUCUCUGGGAGGCGCUUUCUUUAUAUUGUGAAUUUAGACACUCCAACAGAUGGCCACCGAAAGAUUUCUCGGCAAAGUAAAUGGGAUAUUGGUACUGUUCAGUGGAACCCCCAUGAAAGUUGUGCUCACUUCUUUGCUGCUUCCAGUAACCAACGUGUAGACCUUUAUCAGUGGAAGGAUGGCACUGGGGAUAUAAACACAUCCUUGCAAGGUCACACGCGAGUUAUCAGCGAUCUGGACUGGUCUGUGUAUGAACCAGAUGUACUGGUCACCAGCUCCAUUGACACAUACAUUUAUAUUUGGGAUAUCAAGGACACCAGAAAGCCUGCAGUGUCCUUGUCUGCAGUGGCUGGGGCAUCACAGGUUAAGUGGAACAAAAAAAACUCCAACUGUCUCGCAACAAGCCAUGAUGGUGAUGUUAGGAUAUGGGAUCGAAGGAAACCCAGCACUGCAGUGGAAUAUAUUGCUGCCCACUUGUAUAAAAUUCACGGACUAGACUGGCAUCCGGACAGCGAAUAUAUCCUGGCAACCUCCAGCCAGGAUAACUCUGUUAAGUUUUGGGAUUCCCGGCAGCCACGAAAGUGUCUUAAUGUGUUACCCUGUCAGGUGCCAGUCUGGAAGGCACGUUACACGCCCUUCAACAAUGGCCUUGUUACAGUCAUGGUACCUCAGCUGCGGAGGGAGAACAGCCUUCUGCUCUGGAACGUGUGUGACCUUCAAGCUCCAGUUCACAUUUUUGUUGGACAUGAUGAUGUUGUCCUUGAGUUCCAGUGGCGGAAACAGAAAGAAGCACUAAAAGACUAUCAGCUGGUGACCUGGUCACGGGAUCAGACACUACGCAUGUGGAGAGUGGAUGCCCAGCUACAGAGGCUAUGUGCUAAUGACAUCAUGGAUCCAGUAGAUGAACUUAUGGAUGGUUUAUCUUUAAUUCCUGAACAAGAGAAGUCUUUGCAGCCACCUGAACAAAUCUCCGGCCACUCAGAAGAAGAUGCAACUUUUGGAGAGGAGUCUCCCACAACAUCUCUAAUCCCAGGAACCUCUGAGCAGCUGGGCCUUCCACAGACACUGCAGCAAGAGUUCUCCUUGAUCAAUGUGCAUAUACGUAAUGUCAACAUUGAGAUGGAUGCAAUGAACCGAAGCUGCACUGUUUCUGUGCAUUGUGGGAAUCAUAGAGUGAGGAUGUUGGUUAUGUUUCCUGUUCAGUAUCCCAACAAUGCAGCACCCUCCUUUCAGUUUGUCCAUCCGACAACCAUAUCUUCUGCCAUGAAAGCCAAGCUGCUCAAGAUUCUGAAGGACACAUCGCUGCAAAAAGUGAAACGCAAUCAAAGCUGCUUGGAACCCUGUCUACGCCAACUCGUUUCCUGUCUGGAAAGUUUUGUGAAUCAGGAAUCCAGCCCUUUAAGCAGCCCCUACAAUCUACAGGGCCCAAUCACCCCACCGCUGCCAACUUUUGCCCGUGUACCCAAUGCCUAUGGCUCAUACCAGGAUGCCAAUAUCCCCUUUCCAAGAACUUCUGGUGCCCGUUUCUGUGGUGCAGGUUAUCUUGUAUAUUUUACAAGACCUAUGACCAUGCAUCGUGCAGUGUCCCCUACAGAGCCUACACCAAGAUCUCUAUCUGCCCUCUCUGCUUAUCACACUGGAGUCAUGGCACCCAUGAAAAUUCGGACAGAGGCUCCAGGAAACCUGCGUAUAUAUAGUGGGAGUCCAACUCGCAGUGAGAAGGAGCAAGUUUCCAUUAGUUCGUUUUAUUACAAAGAAAGGACGCCCCCCCUGUCUGCUCGCAGGCGAUGGUCCAUCCAAGUGAUUAACGACUUCCCGAAAUCUCGGAGGUGGAAAUCCAAACGUGAAAACAGCGACCCAAACUCUCGGCCAAUCAAGGCGGCUGGCAAAGUUAUAAUCCAGGACAUCUCCUGCCUGCUGACUGUGCACAAGACCCUGGGAGAGAUGUACAUCCUCAACCACGGUAACCUCCAAGAGAUGUGUCAAAAAAAUGCAACGGCUGCUCUGAGUGUGGGACGCAGAGAUCUGGUACAGGUCUGGGCUCUCGCUGCUGCUGCUAAUGAUGUAUGUCUGAGCCCCAAGUCUGAUCCUGAUGCGGAGACCCCAUGGGCACGUCACCCGUUUGGCCGGCAGCUACUGGAAUCACUACUAGCUCAUUAUUGCCAUUUGCAUGAUGUUCAAACACUGGCCAUGUUGUGCAGUGUCUUUGAUGCCCAGUUUCUCUUGCAAGGAGGUGGACAAACAACUUGCCCAACGUUUACUUCACGCUCUACCCACAGCCGCUAUCCCAGUUUUACCUCCUCUGGGUCAGGUUCCAGUAUGUCUGAUCCUGGAUUUAGUAAUAGCAGCUGGACAAUUGGGACUCAAGAUAUUGAACAUGGGGCUCCAUGGGGAGAUGCAUCUCCAGAUGAAUAUCGAUAUUGUAACAUAAAUUAUGUGGAUCCACGGGAACGGGAGAGAGAUCAGCACGACAAGAACAAACGGUUGCUGGACCCUGCAAAUGCCCAGCAGUUUGAUGACUUUAAGAAGUGUUAUGGAGAAAUCUUGUACCGCUGGGGUCUACAGGAGAAACGUGCUGAAGUGUUAAAAUUUGUUUCUUGUCCCCCUGAGCCUCAUCGGGGGAUAGAAUUUGGAGUGUAUUGCAGUCACUGCCGCAGCGAGGUGCGUGGAACACAGUGUGCAAUCUGCAAGGGUUUCACUUUUCAGUGUGCCAUUUGUCACGUGGCAGUCCGAGGCUCGUCUAAUUUCUGCUUAAGUUGUGGACACGGGGGGCACACCGCACACAUGUUGGAGUGGUUUAGCACCCAAGAAGUCUGUCCCACUGGCUGUGGUUGCCAUUGCUUACUAGAAAGCACAUUCUGAUGAUUUCUUUGCUUUAAGAAAUGCUGCCUGCUGCAGACGGCCUGACAAAUGCAUGUCUGCAAAAUUUUAGUGACAGCAGGAAGUGUUCAAACACUGAAACAGCCUGUUAGCUGGACCAGGAAGGAGGCUAACUGCUUUCUGAAAUGGCAUAUUUCACUGAAAGUCCCAAGCCAGUACGACAUAGGCUGGCUGCUUUCUCACGGAAUGUCUGCUGUAAUGUGCAAAUUGGGGAAAUUAACAGAGAAGACAAGUGCCAGAUGUCACAAAGGGCACUGUUCAGAGAAGAGACACUAUUGAGUAACAGACUACUGCAUUCUCAGAACUUGAGCCUUUGAGGGCAUGCCCACCAUAACAGAUAAAGGAGCAAAGUGGGGGGUUUUUUGUAAGGACAAAUGCUGAAAGACCGUUGUAUAAAAUAUUCCAUUAUGCAGAAAAUGCUGCAUUUGUUCUUUUCUUAUUUUUAGGCUGCCAUCGUGAGCAUUUUGCAGUGUUUGGACCCUCUGUUAUAUUUUAACCUCAUCCUCACUCACAUGUUCAUGCAGAGAAGCACUUCAUGGAUAACUUGAUUAGACUCGAAACAAAAAUUGUGCUAAAUGGGCCGUCAUUGUGUUUAUGUAUCCUAUUUGAGUCCACACGGAAUAUCUGUAGUUAAUGUAUAACAAAUGUAAAUGUAUAUCUAUUCUGCCUACCUAGUUUCACAAGAAGACUCCCAUAAGUACGUGUUUUUAUGUGUAGUAAUUUAACGGCCAACUGCAUCAGAAAUGGAUAAAGGAUAACAGCAAGGGAAUAUUUGGUAAUUCUGGUGCCCAGUUUUGCAGAACCUUUGGGUUGGAUGGGGUGACAUGCAGCAAUUCUGAGACCCAGCUUGCAUUGCACCAUGGCCCCAUGACAAAUAGGGCACUAUGAAAAGCUUUGCACUUUAAAGGCAUGUUGAUGUUACAUUACUUCAUGUAAAAAUGAAUAUAAACAGUAAAUUGGUAAGAUCAGUAUUGUGACUGGUAAGGGCAUCAUCUCAUGCACAUUGACAUCUUAGGCAUACAACAGAAACAUCAUACUGGAACACUUUUAUUAGCUUGGGAGGUCUCUGGGCUGCAGCAGUGGCAGGACCAUAAGUACAGGAACCGGAUGCACUUUUCAAUGUAGUUUUGUGUAAAAAACUGAAUAAAACAAAAUGUAAACCUACUGAAACAAAUGUGUAUAUAGAUUGGCUAGAAAUGCUUCUUCUAAAACCCAAACCACCCCUUUUAAUUCUGUUGUGUUUUACAACAAAUUAAAGGACAAGGAAAGUCUAAAAUAGAAUAA